AUGUCGUGCUGUGAUGCAGGCAGAGAGGAUACAGCGCGCGGCAGCAUCCUCUACAGCAUCCUCAGAGGCGCUGACUGUCCGCAGCGGCGCGUGGAGGCGGCCGCUACGCACCGGCUGUGCUCCUGCGCGUCCAACAGGAAACUGGUGGUCACGCGAGCUCCGCAGUUAGUUUUCAAAGCGGCCUCCGAAGUGCUCGUAAAAACUUUCAGGUUCGUGAAGAGUGUGCCGUGCUUUCGGGGUUUGCCGGCGGAAGACCAGCUCCGGCUUGUGCGCAACAGCUGGGCGCCGCUGCUGGUUUUGGGCAUGGUGCAGGACGCCGUGGACUUCGACACGGUGGAGACGCAGCAGCCCAGUUUGUUACACAGGAUCUUAACGCACAGCGAAGAGCACACGCCGACCGAGAUUCAAGACCCCGGGGUGCCCGUCGGGGAUGUGGAGGGAAUCAAAAUGUUUCUGGUCAAGUGUAGAGGACUGAGGAUCAGCGUCAAGGAAUACGCGUUUCUGAAAGGAGCGAUUCUGUUCACCCCAGUGAGUGAGCUGGAGUGUCGGGACUACAUCCAGGCGCUGCAGAGGGAGGCUGAGCGCGCGCUUUACGAGCACGUGAGGACGGUCCACCGGGGGAGCAGACUGCGCGCGGUCCUCAACACCUUGCGCGCCACGGAUCCGGACGCGGUGGCACGGCUCUUCUUCACACCCGUGACUGGCACGAGCAGCACAGAUGAACACGUGCUCGCUAUAUUUUAUGAGAGGUAGAAACCGAAAUAAAGGGAAAGGAACUGAGAGACAGACGCACAAGGUUUCAUUUGAUGUAUUUAUGCAUCUGCCUAUAUGUUUACUUGUUUUUUUUGUAACUGCUGUCAGCCUACAUUGCUCAUAGCAUUAACUGCACAUUAUGAAUGCUGUUGGAUAAAAACAAUUCUGCUGCACAAGGUGAUUUUUUAUGUUUUUUAGGUCUGUAUGGGGAGUACUCCAGACACAAUAACCUCAAUAAAUGACUGAGUGACA
Messenger RNA from Thunnus maccoyii (southern bluefin tuna), 1005 nucleotides. RefSeq names its product nuclear receptor subfamily 0 group B member 1-like. Gene Ontology annotation, molecular function: transcription factor binding; transcription corepressor activity. The record is from RefSeq and is a predicted model, not a curated record. NCBI's taxonomy places the organism in Eukaryota, Metazoa, Chordata, Actinopteri, Scombriformes, Scombridae. Gene Ontology annotation, cellular component: cytoplasm; nucleus. The transcript is spliced from 2 exons. Gene Ontology annotation, biological process: negative regulation of transcription by RNA polymerase II. Bases 1 to 753 code for a protein of 250 amino acids.